AUGACACUCCGUGUGGCAGCCCGUCAUCUGGGUCAGCCCGCGGCGCUCCCAUCAUCAAUCCUUGCCCUGCGGCUGGGACCUGCGGUACAAAUUCGUCACAAAUGGAGUCUCGGCAGCUUAUUUGGAGGAGGCAAGAGCGCGAAAAACGAUAAAGGCCCAGGCAUUGGCUCUGAUCUCGACAAACCGGAAGUACGCAAACGGUUCCUCAAAGCCUCGAAAUCCAAGAAGUCCAGCCGCGCCACGGCAGACGAACCAGCCGGAGUCUUCGCGGACGAACUGCUCGAGGUAGCAAGGCGGGAAGCUCUUACGCCCGAAGGCACUCACAUAGCCACCGACCCGGAUCCUGCCUCGCGCGUUCAAUGGCAGCGGCGCAAGGUUAUUCAAAUGGUCCGGCGGCGGGGUGUGCUCACGCCCCAAGAGCGCAUCAAAAUGACGGAGCGUGAGCUGUUGCACAAGAGUGCCUGGUUGCCAACAAGCACCAAGAAGCUUGUCAUGCUGUCUCGCCAAAUCGCAGGCAAGACUGUGGACGAUGCGAUUACGCAGAUGCAGUGGUCCAAGAAGAAGAUGGCCCGCGAAAUCAAGUGGUACCUCGAACAGGCACGCGACCUGGCCAUCACGCAGCAAGGCAUGGGCCUGGGUCGAGUCAACGGAGAGCUUCUCAAGCAGCCCAAGAAGAUCCAGACAAAAGACGGGAGCUGGAUGGAGAUCCGUGACCCAACACGAAUGUACGUUGCCCAAUCGUGGGUCGGCCGAGGCGAAUGGCGCGGGAAGCACACGGAUAUCAAGGGUCGCGGACGAAUGGGAAUUAUCCAAAAUCCCAAAGCUAGCUUCACCAUCGUCCUGAAGGAAGAGAGGACCCGGAUACGAGAAUAUCAGGAGCGUGAAGCUAAGAAGCUCGCGGAAGGUCCCUGGGUACACCUACCGAACAGGAAGGUCUACGGCCAAAGACCUUACUAUUCGUGGUAG
Messenger RNA from Emericellopsis atlantica, 966 nucleotides. Its product is annotated as ribosomal protein L22/L17. Gene Ontology annotation, biological process: translation; ribosome assembly. Gene Ontology annotation, molecular function: structural constituent of ribosome. The record is from RefSeq and is a predicted model, not a curated record. NCBI's taxonomy places the organism in Eukaryota, Fungi, Ascomycota, Sordariomycetes, Hypocreales, Bionectriaceae. The transcript has 4 exons. Gene Ontology annotation, cellular component: mitochondrial large ribosomal subunit; ribosome. The coding region runs from base 1 to 966 and encodes 321 amino acids.